Lasiodiplodia theobromae is the source of this 2280-nucleotide messenger RNA. RefSeq names its product Het domain protein. The record is from RefSeq and is a predicted model, not a curated record. NCBI's taxonomy places the organism in Eukaryota, Fungi, Ascomycota, Dothideomycetes, Botryosphaeriales, Botryosphaeriaceae. The transcript has a single exon. The coding region runs from base 1 to 2280 and encodes 759 amino acids.
AUGGACCAUGUUCUGGUGCCCAGAAAUCCUGCUUGGGACCCACCAAGGAUCCCAUACUACUGCCUCGAAGAGUACGACAGAGGCGACUUCAGCACAUACCCUGAGCGUCAAGGCUGGAUCCACGAAGAGCUGUUCACAAGGACCGAGCUGGAUAAUGGUCGUUCCAGAGGGCAGAAAGCAACGGCCGCCUUUCUCCAGCAGUGGUUGUUUUUCGGACUUCUUCAUGCAAUGUUUGGCGACGAUAUUAAGUUCCAGGACUACAUCGACGUUGAUAACGACGGAACGAGAUACGUCCAUACGAGAAACCUGCUCGAAAAUGCAGAUCAACUCCGCCAGAAGCGGGACUCCGGCGUUAUCUUGGAAACGGACACACCUCUCUUGGAUCGCGCUUUGAGCACUGCCAACCGCGCUUAUGGUUGUGUUGGUGCUCAUACGAGAGCUCCAUUGGACCCCUACUUUCUUCUGUCCCUGGCGCUGCUGGGGCAAUUCCUAGGUCGCAUGCGAGCUUCCCUAAUUGGGGAAGGCCAGCUCCACACAUGGACUCCUCCACAUGCAAGAGCCAACAUUGCCGAAUUUCCCCACUUGAAGUCCCGCAGCGGUUAUGUGAGCAUGCUUACAUACAAGAUGGCCAAGGAAGGAUGGUGCCCCAGGGCUCUCAGCACUAUACAGGGGUCGUUCCUCUUAGAGUACCAAUACUUCGCCGCCUUGCUUCCCAACUUACAGAAGGACGGGAAGGACCAUACAGGAUGCACGUCAACGCAAUGCCUUGCAUCUCAAAUUGAAAAGUCUACCUAUCAGACUGCGCACACCCGUGCCGGCUGCAACUGUCAUUUCAGUGGCUUUGAUCCAACGGACCUGGGAAUGAUACUUCAAGACGGCAAACUUCCCCUUGUGGCCUGGGACCACGGAAAGCCAAACUUGAUUGCAGGACAGUUUGACGCGAAAUACGUUGCUAUAUCUCACGUAUGGUCUGAUGGCCUUGGUAAUCCUUACGGAAACUCAAUGCCCGAGUGCCAGCUGAAAACCCUCAACGACCUGGUACAAAACCUCUACCCUAACACAGCCGGGGUUCCAUUUUGGAUAGACACUAUGUGCUGUCCGACGCGUCCGCCAGAGAGCAGAACAAUAGCGAUCCAGAAGAUGAGGGAGACUUACGCAGGCGCGGACAAAGUCCUCGUGCUUGAUAAUACCUUACGGUCGAUCGACAUUACCGGCCGUUCGGUACGCGAGAUUGGCCUUUACAUCGUCUCUUCGAACUGGGCUUCCCGCCUAUGGACUCUCCAGGAAGGAGCCUUGCCCGACAGGGUGCUCUUCCAGUUCUCCAACGCAACGUUCGACGCCGAGACAAUAUAUUCCGCAAUAGGAAGCCCUGGCUCUGAUUUGAUGGGUGGCUGGGGAAAAUCCAUGGACAUUUUCAGGAUCUAUGCGAUCAUCCGUGGAAACGCGAACUUUCUGAAUGUGAUAGGGGAUUCUCCACUGUGCAAUAUCGGAGACUGGGCAGAAGCGUUGGGUACACGAGCCACCAGUGUGAGGGAAGACGAAGCGUUGUGCCUCGCCAGCCUCAUGGAUGUCGACGUGGGAGCAGUCUUGAAGGUCAAUCGCCAGGAUCGCAUGAGGCAGUUCUGGUCACAGCUCAAAUAUAUCUCACAGGAUUGGAUGUAUUUCCCGGGCGCCAGAAUAGACUCGGUCGGCUUCCGCUGGGCUCCCCGGACGCUUCUUGGCACCGCAAUCGACUCGACAUAUCCUGAUGAAAACGCAACCAUCACCAAGGCUGGCCUUCUCGUCAAUGCCUACAGCAUUACCUUCCAAGAUCUGAAUCCACCUCUAUCUUGUUCGUUUGCAGAUGAUCUUUGGAUACGUGGAACAGACGGCGAAUGGACAUACUGCCUCACCAGAAGGCUCCAAUCGUCCGUUCCUGAAAGCAACCAAGGUUUCGGCAUUCUUCAGGAUGGUUCUUAUAGUCACGUUGCAAUAUUAAUGACUGAGGAGAGUAGCAAGAUGAGUUCGAGAGGACACACAAAUGCCGUAAUGGUCUUUGUAACAGAGGAGCGAGAUGGAGUGACGUAUGCACGCCGUGGCGACUCUGGAAACUUGUUUGAAGUGAAUCACCCUUCUCUGGAAGGGACGAACUUCCAGCGAAGACUCAGGAGUAAAAGGGAGGAUCUUCUGGCGUUGACGGCCAACGUGUUGAAAGAGGGGGAAAAUUACCUGCUUGACAACGAGUAUGCUGCUGUCGUUGGGGAUUGUAUCACGGAGAGAAAUCGGUGGUGCAUUGACUAA